UGACCGUACAUCAACAGAGAAAAACUAUAACAAACACACAUAUAAACUUAUCACUCAAACAACUAUAGUACUAACGUGGCCUACUAUGGCCAGGAAAAAGAAAUACAAGCUAUGGCCAAAGAGUUUGGUGUAUCGCUCUUAG
Molecule: messenger RNA, 142 nt
Organism: Paraglomus occultum
Lineage: Eukaryota; Fungi; Glomeromycota; Glomeromycetes; Paraglomerales; Paraglomeraceae
Source: the annotation of a GenBank genome assembly